GUGUGUGUUUGUGGUCCCAUGUGUCUACUACGGUGUCUAUAUUUAGUUGUUGUCAUGUGUGGCGCUGGUCAGCUGGGAUCCUGCAGCAGGACACGCCUCUGGGCUGAAUGGAGUGCGCCGUGCGUAAAGUCCGAACGGCAGCGGAUCCAUUUUUCCCCCCAAAAACCCUCACCUAGCGGUUUCUAAACAAGCCUCCAAUCACCACUGUUGAGUCGCUCAAAGUGGAUUAAAUGCAGCGAUGACGCGAGAGGAAGAUCUCACCCGGAUCGCAAAGAAACUGGACAAGAUGGUGUCUCGGAAUAACACGGAGGGCGCCAUGGACCUGCUGAAAGAACUGAAAGGUUUCAACAUGACGCUCAAACUUCUACAGGAGACGAGGAUUGGCAUGUCUGUGAACGGGAUCAGGAAGCACUGCACAGACGAGGAGGUCAUUGCCUUGGCCAAGGUCCUCAUUAAAGACUGGAAAAGACUUCUGGACUCAGGCCCCUCCCACUCUGAGAAAGCGGCUGAAGUGAAGAACGGACUGGACUCCGGCAAAACAACAGUGUCUCCAAACAGCUCACCCGCCGAGACACAGAGUAGGAAAGACUCAUCAGAUAGCAAAGUGUCUAACAAACACUCCGAUGAAGCCAAGAGAGAAAGGAAAGAUUCGUCUGAGUCUAAACCACCACCUCCUAAAAAGCCCAGUUUGGAUGUGAAAAAAGAAAAACACAGGAAGGACUCCUGUGACUCGAAGCCUGAACAACCUGUGAAACGUCAUUCGGUCGACUCCAAACCUGAAAGAAGCGAGUCCACCGAUUCAAAGAAGAGCAGCUCACUACCAGCAAAGAAGCUAACAUUGGAAAGGAGAGAGUCUCAGGGCUCUAAGACCUCCCAGCCUGGACCUCCACAGAGGAAGCCCUCGACUGACAGCAUUGAAAGAAAGGGAAAACCGGACACCCCUAAAAGUCCCACCACCCCGACCAGCCCCAUGUCACCCAGCUUCAGCUCUGCCGGGGGGGCGCUGUCCCCCCACCUGGCUACUGGAGAAACCGUCAGGGACAAAUGCAUUGAGUUGCUGGCGGCUGCACUGCGCACAGACAACGACUACAAAGAUUUUGGAGCAAACGUUGACGGCAUGGCAGCUGAGAUUGAAGAUCAUAUCUACCAGGAGAUAAAGGUCACUGAUAUGAAAUAUAAGAACAGAGUCCGCAGCCGCAUCAGCAACUUGAAGGACCCCAAGAACCCGGGACUUCGCCGGAACGUACUCGCACGGAGCAUUGACUUAGGCCGCCUCGCCAGCAUGUCUGCUGAGGAAAUGGCCAGCGACGAGCUGAAGCAGCUGAGGAACGUUCUCACUCAGGAGGCCAUCAGAGAGCACCAGAUGGCCAAAACCGGGGGAACCUCCACCUCCCUGCUGCAGUGCGGCAAGUGCAAGAAGAAGAACUGCACCUACAACCAGGUGCAGACACGCAGCGCUGAUGAGCCGAUGACCACAUUUGUCCUCUGUAAUGAAUGUGGAAACCGCUGGAAGUUCUGCUGAUGCCUUCCGGGUGAAACCAGGUGUUUUUUUUUUGGUGCAUAUUGAUCUAGAUAUUUUCUAUAAUUGGAGCGUUUAUACAUUUUUGCAGCUAGUGAUUUGAGAACAGUAGUAUUCGUACGAUUUUUACUUGACAUUUUGACAUUGACGAGCAUGUGCUGAGAAUAAGGGUUUUGCUUUAUGUGAAUUUGAAGACUGAGCAUGAGUCAAGAAAUCACCCCACUUGGAGAAGACUAAAAUCAUUUUCAUGGUGCUAUCAUGACAGGAUGACCAUUGUAAUACAGCUAUUUUGCAAUCUCAUAGUACAGCUGUUCACUUUGUAAAUAUCGAAUGCCAAUAAACUGCAUAAACCAUCA
This is a messenger RNA of Limanda limanda (common dab), 1875 nucleotides long. RefSeq names its product transcription elongation factor A (SII), 3 (gene tcea3). The transcript has 15 exons. The coding region runs from base 239 to 1522 and encodes 427 amino acids. The record is from RefSeq and is a predicted model, not a curated record. Gene Ontology annotation, molecular function: zinc ion binding; nucleic acid binding. Lineage: Eukaryota; Metazoa; Chordata; Actinopteri; Pleuronectiformes; Pleuronectidae. Gene Ontology annotation, cellular component: nucleus. Gene Ontology annotation, biological process: DNA-templated transcription; transcription elongation by RNA polymerase II.